UUUCCGAGCACAUUUGAUCAUGUCAUGGUCAAGAUGAUAUCGAGGAGGUCGAUGACGGUGCUGCCGGACCUCGCUACCAUUGUCCUGGACAUUAUAUGACAUCUAUUCUUCUCCCCGCAGGAAAAUUCUUGCUCUAUCCGCAAUCAUUUGGUGUUCUCUUGCCUACCAAUGUCUCUUUCAAAUGAUAAUCUUCUGGAGAAGGGUUACUGGGAUAGCCUUAACCCUUCAUCACAACCUUCUCGCCUCACCCGCACCAAAACAUGGGUCAUAGACCUGGUCAAGCCUUCGUUCUGCAGCACCGCCCCGCGCAGGGAGACUGCAAGAAGGACAGCAUACCUUGACGGACUCAGAGGCUUUGCAGCGUUGCUCGUCUACUGGGGCCACCAUGAGCUAUGGGCGCAUGAUUCUCUCUCAGCAGACAAGAUCCUCGAAAACGCCUAUGGUUAUGACAAUCAACGCUACAUUGCAUGCCUACCAUUCAUACGCAUCUUCUUCUCAGGAGGACAUUUUGCGGUCACCAUCUUCUUUGUGAUGUCUGGAUAUGUCCUGUCUGCCAAACCACUGUCUAUGAUACACUCUGGGGAAUACCUGAGGUUGGGAGACAACCUCGCGUCCGCUUUGUUCAGACGCUGGCUACGACUGUUUAUUCCAAUUGCCUCAACGACAUUCUUGUAUAUGACCUCUUGGCAUCUUUUUAAGUAUCGAGCAGAACCAGAACCAAAAUCCACCUACCGUGAAGAGCUCUGGAACUGGUAUUGCGAAUUCAAGAACUUCACCUUCAUUUUCAACACAGGUGGCCAUCCAUGGUUCAGUUACAGUUUUCAUACGUGGUCUAUUCCAGUCGAGUUCAAAGGCUCCAUUAUCAUCUACACAACACUACAGGCUCUUUCCAGGUGUACCAGAAACACCCGACUCUGGUGCGAGAUCGGCCUUAUCUUCUACUUCAUGUACAUUGCGGACGGCAUGUUCUGCGCCCUCUUCAUGGCUGGAAUGUUUCUAUGUGACCUGGACCUACUGGAGCAAGCUCAAAACCUGCCGCGUGCAUUGUCCAAGAUAGGCAACUAUAAGACGGUGAUCUUCUACUUCUUAUUCCUAGUCAGCCUAUAUUUGGGUGGCAGCCCCUCAUACAGCGCGGACAUCCAUGUGUUGAGAAAUUCGCCUGGGUGGUACUACCUAUCAAAGAUAAAGCCCCAAGCCGUGUUCGAUUACAAAUGGUUCUAUUUGUUCUGGGCAUCAGUAUUUUUGGUCUCGUCGAUACAACGCAUUUCUUGGUUGAGAGGUUUCUUUGAAACAAGAUUCAGCCAAUAUCUUGGUCGUGUCUCGUUUGCAUUCUACCUAGUCCAUGGACCUAUCCUUUGGUCGAUAGGAGAUAGGGUAUAUGCGGCAGUCGGCUGGACAAAAGAAUCUCAUGCUAUCAACUGCCCUGCAUGGAUCAACAUAUUGCCACUGCCAAAGACUGGACCCUUUGGGUUGGAGCUGAGCUUUUUGUUGGCUCAACUGGUUCUCCUGCCGCUGACACUCUGGAUUGCGGAAAUGGCCACGACCUUGAUUGAUGAACCUUGCGUCAAGCUCUCGCAGUGGCUGUACAGCAGAACCCAGACUCCUUUGACAAAGUUGUAAGGAGCUAUUGAAGGUUGGAA
This is a messenger RNA of Exophiala oligosperma, 1640 nucleotides long. RefSeq lists its product as uncharacterized. NCBI's taxonomy places the organism in Eukaryota, Fungi, Ascomycota, Eurotiomycetes, Chaetothyriales, Herpotrichiellaceae. The transcript has a single exon. The record is from RefSeq and is a predicted model, not a curated record. Bases 169 to 1620 code for a protein of 483 amino acids. Gene Ontology annotation, molecular function: acyltransferase activity, transferring groups other than amino-acyl groups. Gene Ontology annotation, biological process: polysaccharide biosynthetic process. Gene Ontology annotation, cellular component: membrane.